GCUCGCUGCCACCGCCGGACCGCACAACUGCCGGCGGGCGCGGUCCGGGCGCGGAGCCACGGGAGGCGCGGGGCGAGAGCGGAGCCUGGUGUUGGAUGUGGGAGCGCUGGCGCGCCCGGAGGCUGCGAUGAAGCCGAGCGGCGAGGACCGGGAGGCGCAGGCCGGGGACCCUUGGGAGGAGUGCUUCGAGGCGGCCGUGCAGCUGGCGCUGCGGGCGGGACAGAUUGUCAGGAAAGCCCUUUCUGAGGAAAAACGCGUGUCAACGAAAACGUCCGCGGCGGACCUGGUGACGGAGACGGACCAGGUCGUGGAGGACCUGAUCCUCUCGGAGCUGCACCAGCGCUUCCCCUCACACAGGUUCAUCGCAGAAGAGGCUGUGGCCGCUGGGGCCAAGUGCGUGCUCACCGCCAGCCCCACCUGGAUUGUGGACCCCAUUGACGGCACCUGCAACUUCGUGCACAGAUUCCCGACCGUGGCCGUGAGCAUCGGGUUUGCCGUGGACCAGGAGCUGGAGUUCGGGGUGAUUCACGACUGCACAGAGGAGCGGCUGUACACCGGCCGGAGGGGUCGCGGCGCCUUCUGCAACGGCCAGCGACUGCACGUGUCCACGGAGACAGAGCUCUCCAGGGCCCUGGUUCUGACGGAAAUCGGGCCCAGACGUGAUCCCGCGACGCUGAAGUUGUUCCUGAGCAACAUGGAGAGGCUGCUCCGCGCCAGGGCCCACGGGGUCCGCGUGAUUGGCAGCUCCACCUUGGCGCUCUGCCACCUGGCCUCAGGCGCUGCCGAUGCCUACUACCAGUUUGGCCUGCACUGCUGGGACCUGGCUGCCGCCACCGUCAUCAUCCGGGAAGCAGGUGGCGUGGUGAUGGACACGUCGGGUGGGCCGCUCGACCUCAUGUCUUGCAGAGUGGUUGCUGCAGGCACACGGGAAGUGGCGAUGCUUGUGGCUCAGGCCCUCCAGACGAUUAACUACGGGCGGGAUGACGAGAGGUCUCACUGGACGCAUGUACUGAUAACAUGCAGUCUUGACUUUUUUCCAGAAUGCAAAUCUCAGGGAGCUUGCGUGUUACAGCCCGAAGUCGACGUGUCUGCUGUGUGUCCACCACCUCUGAUGCCACUGUUGAAGUGACUUUGCACCGCUGUCCUGGCCAUUGGGCUGUGGAGACACACGUAGGACGGUGUUUUGUCUGAGCUGCGUUUCACCUCGUCACCUUUAGCCUGGGGCUGCAGCCCAUCGGGGCCUGGGGGCUCCCAUCUUUCUUCCAGCGUGAGGACAGUCUCUGGAUGGGGGAGAUGUGGGUGGGGUCGUGACCAGCACAAUCCCCCAGCACCUCCUCCCAGAACUUUCAGGCUCUGGGGACCCCACUCCCCGCCCUGGGGUGGCCGUUCGCGCCGCUUGUGAGCACGUUUGAUGGUAGCGCCGUCGGCCCACAGGGCUGUGUGGGCUCUCGCCACCUGUCUCGUGGGAGUCUGGAGUCACCAUGCCGUGCUGUGCUGAUGCCCCAGCCGCUAGCCUCACGUGGCUGCGGGAGCUAAA
This is a messenger RNA of Camelus dromedarius (Arabian camel), 1537 nucleotides long. RefSeq names its product inositol monophosphatase 2 (gene IMPA2). Gene Ontology annotation, molecular function: inositol monophosphate 1-phosphatase activity. NCBI's taxonomy places the organism in Eukaryota, Metazoa, Chordata, Mammalia, Artiodactyla, Camelidae. The transcript has 11 exons. The coding region runs from base 128 to 1129 and encodes 333 amino acids. Gene Ontology annotation, biological process: signal transduction; phosphatidylinositol phosphate biosynthetic process; inositol metabolic process. The record is from RefSeq and is a predicted model, not a curated record.